UUCUUUAUUAAACAUCCUUCAUCAUUUCUUUUGUUUUUUUAUAGAAAAAAUCACAUUAUAAAAAAUAAAGAGUUCAACAACUCUUACACAACCACCCUAAUAAGGCGGGAGAGAUCAAUAAGUAGCUCCAGUCCUGACUCUUGUGGCUCACGACGUAAUCAGUGUAGGUUUAAUGGAGAAUCCUAACGAGGUUUCGUUAGAACCCGAAUUAACUGAUCUUGUAGACGGUGCGGUUGACUACAGUGGCCAACCCGCCGUUAGAUCCAAAUCUGGUUACUGGAGAUCCGCUUGGUUCAUCAUAGGUGUGGAAGUUACAGAAAGAAUGUCAUUUUAUGGAAUUCAAGGAAACUUGAUAUCUUAUCUAACUGGACCACUCAAACAGACCACUGCAUCAGCUGCUAAGAAUGUGAAUAUCUGGGCUGGAACCGCUUCUCUUCUUCCUCUCUUAGGUGCUUUUGUUGCUGAUUCUUUUCUCGGACGAUACCGCACUAUCAUAAUCGCUUCUCUCAUCUAUAUCUUGGGACUUGGCUUGUUAGCAUUAUCAGCUAUGCUUCCUUCCGUCAUCAAAACUAAAUGUCAAGUUGAUAGUAAAUUCAUGUUAUGCUCCCAACAUUCACAAGUAAUCUUAUUCUUCGUAUCGCUCUAUCUAGUUGCUAUUGGACAAGGUGGACAUAAACCUUGUGUUCAAGCUUUUGGCGCGGAUCAGUUUGACGAAAAACAUCCCAAGGAGCACAGAGCUAGAAGCUCGUUCUUUAAUUGGUGGUUUUUUACAAUGGUUGGGGGUUGCGCGGCGACGCUUUUUAUAUUGAACUAUAUACAAGAUAACUAUAGUUGGGUUCUUGGAUUUGGGAUCCCUUGUGUUGUGAUGAUCGUUGGUUUGAUUGUUUUCUUGCUUGGAACGAUGACAUAUAGGUUUAACAUUAAGGGUAAUGACAAGAGUCCUUUUCUAAGAAUCUGUCGGGUAUUCGUUGCAGCUAUAAGAAAUUGGCGAAAUACCUCACCAAGCAUAAAUGUUGAAGAGGAAUGUGAUGCAAUGCUUCACCAUCAAAGUUCCGAUCAAUUCAACUUCCUCAACAAGGCAUUGUUAACACCAAAAGGAUCUAAAGAAGAAAACAACUGUAGCAUUAGCGAGGUUGAAGAAGCAAAGGCAAUACUAAGGUUGGUUCCAAUUUGGACUACAUGUUUGGUUUAUGGUAUUGUCUUUGCUCAAGUUUUCACAUUCUUCACCAAGCAAGGGAAAUCUAUGGAGAGAACAAUAUUUCCCGGUUUCGAUAUACCCCCAGCUUCACUUCAAACGAUUAACAGUCUCGCCGUUGUUCUCUUCAGCCCUAUCUACGAUCGCAUUUUUGUGCCAAUAGCACGAGCUAUCACAGGAAAACCAUCAGGCAUCACAAUGCUUCAAAGGAUCGGAACCGGAAUUUUUAUAUCCAUAUUCAUAGUGGUAUUUGCAGCAUUUGUUGAGAUUAAAAGAUUAAAACUAGCAAAAGAGUAUGGUCUUGUUGAUGAUCCUGAUGCAACUGUUCCAAUGAGUAUAUGGUGGUUGAUUCCUCAAUAUUUUUUGUUUGGUGUUUCUGAGGUUUUUACUAUGGUUGGUCUUCAAGAGUUUUUCUAUGAUCAAGUUCCAAAUGAACUAAGAAGCAUGGGACUUGCACUCUAUUUGAGUAUUGUUGGUGUUGGAAGCUUUCUUAGUAGCUUUCUGAUUUCUAUGAUUGAAAAUCUUAGUAGCAAAGAUGGUCAUGAAAGUUGGUUCUCUGACAAUAUCAAUAAGGCACAUCUUGAUUAUUUUUAUUGGCUACUUUCUGGAUUAAGUUUGGUGGGGUUUACUUUGUUCAUUUAUUUUUCAAAAUCUUACAUUUAUAAUCACAAAGGUAUCAUCAAGAUAGUCACUCGUUAGUUUUUAUUUAUUUGUUUAUUUAUUUAUUAUGUCAUAUUUGUAUUGAUGGUAGUUUGAUAUGCAUGGUAGUGAAGUAAGGUUUAAUAAUAAUAUGAUUGGUCAACUUUUAAUAAUAUCAUGUACUCCUGUGAGGAAAAAAAUCACUCCAUCUUUUUAACUUGCAAUUGUUAGGUUCAAAGUUUCAUUAAGAAAUUUGUUUUUGGUGUUAUGUUUUUUCAUUCAUGUCCAAUUUUUUUUUUAUAAUUAAAAAGUAUAAAUUGAUUAGAGGUGAAAAACAAUCGGAAGCAGAUUAACUAACUAACAUCACAUAUCAAUUAUAACAA
Molecule: messenger RNA, 2217 nt
Organism: Vicia villosa (hairy vetch)
Lineage: Eukaryota; Viridiplantae; Streptophyta; Magnoliopsida; Fabales; Fabaceae
Product: protein NRT1/ PTR FAMILY 5.10-like
Exons: 4
Coding region: 173-1894 (573 amino acids)
Biological process (GO): transmembrane transport; dipeptide transport
Cellular component (GO): membrane
Molecular function (GO): dipeptide transmembrane transporter activity; tripeptide transmembrane transporter activity
Source: RefSeq, a predicted model, not a curated record